AUGGCAACCAACGACGCCGGCGACGAGUUCCGAUGGCUGCGCCACGUCUGCGCCGCCCCGGUGCUGCCGCUCGCCUACCAUCUGCGCUGGCGAAGCGAGCUCACUGCAGCGUACACAUCGCCGGCCAUCUACGGCGUCGCUGGCGGCCUCAGUCUUCUCAGCACCGUCGCCCUGCACGCAGUGCUCCUCACGCUUCUUCAGCGCUGGGUGUACGACGACCUUGAGAUCCAACUGCGACAAGCGGCGACGACCAAGAUGGCCCGUCGCGACUGGAAAGCUGCGAGCGAGGACUGGUCGCGAAUCCUCCGCCUAAAUCCCUCGGACGCUGACGGCUUGAAGCAGCGCGGGCAGUGCUUCUUGCACCUUGGCGAAACCGACAAGGCGACCUCGGACUUUGCACGAAGCUUGGCGCUCCAUCCCGCCGACAGCAUUCUCCACGAGCAACUGAACAUACUCCGACCCAACCAGGUGCCAUCAUCGCCACCUCAACAUGGUGUUUGGAGCAAGGUCAUUGCGCCAUUCGCCUUGUUGAGCGUUGGGUCGCAGUCCACAUGGAGCACGCGCGUGCUCGUCCUGCUGCUUUUACCGAUCUUGCUCGCCUGUCUGCUGCUCCACGCACUUGUCCGAGGCGCCGUCAACGUCCUUAUCUCGUCCCUUCAUCUCGCGUGGCGAUCGGCUCGCGCUCUCGUGCGACAGACGUGGCGCGCUCUCCAGGCCAUCCAUGCCUUGUGGCUGGCGACCGUACGUGUGAUGGCGACGACCGUCGAUGCCGCGGUGGCAAGAACACGAGCGAUCGUAGCUCGCGUCUAUACCAACCUCUAUCAGUGUGUCACCGAGCAGAUCCCAGAUGCGGUCACCUAUCUCCGCGUCUCGUGCCUUGCAUUCAUCCUCUCGGUCCUUCUCUGCACGGAACGGCUUGUCAGAUAUGGCGCGGACCUCCUGUGGCGCUGCAUUGAAGUCUUUCGCCACCGCCGCCGCCUCCCACUCGGACAAGUCAUCCUGACGGUCGCCGAAGCAGCGUAUCCUGUUGUCGAUGCCGGCGUCGACACGGUGCUAACAGCGUACACGCGAACCGGUGAAGCAGCUUCGCACGCGAUAGCCACUGCCCGCGAUCUUCUUUUUCUCCACGGGCUCGUUGCUACGCUCGCUGCCAUCUCAAGAGCAAGUUUGCUGUUGCACCAAGCGCACGGCCGUCUCAGACGCGCGACGCGGUAUCUCUACAUGCAUGGGCUGGUUCCGGGGCUCGCCUUUUUGCGGUUGCUGCUCCGGCAACUUCGACGAUCGCUCUGGAGUGCCCGCGACCGACUCGGACACUUUGCCCGCGUGCUCUACUGGGGCUGCAUCGUCCCUGGUGCCUAUCUGCUGCGCGAUGUGAUUACGCGCGCGCUUCAGUGGUCGUGGACGUUGUUGUUGGCGGCGACACGAUGGCUACGCACCAGCUUUGCGACGUACGUCCUGCUGCCGCUCGAAGCUGCCAUCGUUGCGGCCAUGCACCAAGCCAUCGAAGCGCUCGUCGCAAUCAAGCACUGCAUCGAAGCUGCUAUCGCCUACGUCCAAGGGCUCGCCGUCUCUGCGUGGUAUUGGGCGACAGCCACAGUACUGUGUCUCGUCAAUACCCUCGUCAACCGCGCACAGGGGACACUCGCGUGGCUCGGCAAUGUCAGCUAUCAUCUCUGCAUGCAUAUUGUCCUGCCACACCUGCACUCGCUCGCCGUAGCCACAUGCACGGUCGUUGAACGCAGCUUCGCAUGGCUCCAACAAGUCCUACGACAGCUUUACACUUUGUGCUGCGCCCUUGUCCAAACGCUGGCCCCACCGAUCUUGCACGUCUACUACUGCGUCGUGUACCAUGCCGUCGACAUCGCCGCCACCGUCCUUCUGGCAACGGUGUACAAGCUCCACGCUUGUUUCCUCUUAACACGCGACGUCACUCUGCGUCCGCUCGCUCGUGCGAUGCAAACUGCAGUCUGCUACGUCGGCCGCACGGUCCUCGAGGUGCUAAGCGUAUCCGCCCGCCACCUCCUGCGUCUCUAUCACGGAUUGGCAACCACAGUCAUGGCCAUCUCGCACCACGCAAGCAUCGGUGGUCGGCGGCUUCUUCUCGCAUUUGCUACCACCGGCUUGCGCGUUGCCGCUCGCUGCCUCGUUGCGUGCGGUCGUCUAUGGCGCGGUUCGCACCGCUGUGUCGUGUGGCUCCUCGACGCCGUCUACCGACUGUACUUCGUCGUCCGCAGUCUUUUUCAAGCAUAUGUUGUGCCACUUGCGCGUGCCACGUGGCAGUGUCUGGUCGCGACAGCGCUCUGUGUGUGGCGAGCAGCCAAGUACAUCUCGAGCGCAGUCUGGAGUGGUCUCGUUGCCGCUGCGGUUGCGAUGCGAGCUGCGUACACGUACCUACGCAUCUCGGACCAUGCCGUGGCGGUCUAUGCAUCGAUGGUCGCACUUCUCGCUGCGGUGUGGGCGGCGAUGUGGGCGGCGAGCGUUUGGACGUCGGCGGUCAUCGUAGCCGCGUCGCAAACAGGGAUGGCAGUUGUCGCGGCCGCCUGGGUCGUAGCCACGUCUGUAGUUGUGCAAUUGGCGCAAGUGACGUCGGCGAUGGCUUGUCAGCUGAUCGACGUCGCCUCUGCGAUCACGUCGGCGACAGUGCAAGUGGCCUAUGACGUGGCCAGCGAAAUCCAACGCCUGUGCGCUCUUGGAGCAAAGGUCCUCUAA
Saprolegnia parasitica CBS 223.65 is the source of this 2709-nucleotide messenger RNA. RefSeq lists its product as hypothetical. The transcript is spliced from 4 exons. Gene Ontology annotation, molecular function: protein binding. The record is from RefSeq and is a predicted model, not a curated record. The coding region runs from base 1 to 2709 and encodes 902 amino acids. NCBI's taxonomy places the organism in Eukaryota, Oomycota, Saprolegniomycetes, Saprolegniales, Saprolegniaceae.